Messenger RNA from Empidonax traillii (willow flycatcher), 2976 nucleotides. RefSeq names its product potassium channel regulator (gene KCNRG). Lineage: Eukaryota; Metazoa; Chordata; Aves; Passeriformes; Tyrannidae. Bases 1347 to 2177 code for a protein of 276 amino acids. The transcript has 2 exons. Gene Ontology annotation, biological process: negative regulation of delayed rectifier potassium channel activity; protein homooligomerization. Gene Ontology annotation, molecular function: protein binding. Gene Ontology annotation, cellular component: endoplasmic reticulum. The record is from RefSeq and is a predicted model, not a curated record.
UUAAUGUCAUUAUAGAAUAAGAUAAAAUAUCUUAGUUUAAAAAAUAUUUUUUUCUAACUGGAAGGUCAGUUGGUAAGAGGAAGAGCAGUUGUGGUUGAGGUGACUGCUGUAUUGACAGGCUUGCUGAGGACUGCCCUUCCUCUGCAAAAUGCAGCGUGCAUCAUUCACAGUCUGGAGCCACUUAGAGUCUGACAACGUAUUUCACUUCUCACUGAAAUAGCUAUUUGGUGGUUUGGUUUUUUUUUUGUAUAACCAAAUGUUGUAAUUAUCUUGUGCAUUCAGAUUAUGCGUUCUACACAAAAAUGCGUCUUCAGGGCAAGCAUAAAUUCUAGAGGUAACAAGAAAUCAGUUGAAGUUGAUAAGAACAAGCUGCAAGAUAGUGUGUACUUUGCAGACAGUGCAUACUUUGCAGUUUACUUUUCCAGCAUGGAAUUGUUGAGGUAACUGAGCUGUUUUGUGAGAUCCAUGUUUCUAUGAAGCCCCACUUUCUUAAAAAGUGGCCUUAACAUAAACACACACACACACACAGGGGUCUGCUGCAGGAGGGCAGCUUGAGCUUUAGCCUUGCAGAGGUGGCAGGUGGAGCAGUUUCUCUCCUGUUCCGCUCCGUCUCCCCAGAUUGUAAUUCCAAAAACCAGGAAAAAUGAUUGGAUGAUUCCUUGAACAGGUUGUGUCAUGUAACAGGUGUAUGGAUAUUGUUGAUCUCUGAAGUGCUUUAGCAUCUGAACUUAUAUGGGUUCUUCUGCUGUUACUGUAUUUUUGUGUAUCUUGUUUCAGGAGUUAAUUGAAUUUUCUGGGUGUAUUGACUUGGCCUUAGGAUAACAGUGAUUUAAAGUGAACCUUAAGCUUGAGUUCUCUGAAGUGCCCUUCUUUAGGAGCAUACAAUACCGAAAUGUCUUGCUUGAAGCACAUCUAACCUCUUUUUGCAGUGGUCUUACGAACAGCAGUGUAUGGAAUAAACCCUUGAGUUGACAUUUCCAGAAAACAAACGUAACAUGUGCCAUACUUUGGGAAUAGUCAUUUGGCUCUUUGAAGGUUUAAUAAGUUGUGACAGUCUAUUCACUGUAUUCCAGUAGUCCUUGCAAGCUGUUCAUUUAAAAAAAUAAAACAUUAAAUUCCAAGAAUCAAAGUUUCCAAGCAACCAAACCCAGCAAACAAAAAACUAUUGUACACGAUAUUUACAUUUUUGUUGCCUGGGAAUCCUGUUGCUGCUCCACACCUCACUCUAAACACUUGCAAAAACCACUCACUGGUUCUUGCAGCUGCAGCUGCCUUGCAGUUUAGGAAAGAUCAAGUCACAAACGUGUAGAUCAAAGAGUUAUGAUCCCUGAGUGGCUGAGGUAGCGAUGAGUAAUGAGGAGGUGGUCGUUCUGAGCGUGGGAGGUGUGAGAUAUGUAACCCGGGCUUCUACACUGCAGCAGUUCCCUGAGUCCAGGCUGGCACGGAUGUUGAACCACGAUGAGCGGGAAUUCAAACUGGUGAAUGGAGAAUUUUUUGUGGACAGAGAUGGAGCUUUGUUUAGUUACAUUAUGGACUUCUUGAGGACUCUACAGGUCUCCUUACCAACUGAUUUCUCAGACUAUCAGAGGCUGCGGAGAGAAGCAGAAUUCUAUGGACUCCACCCCCUGGCUGACCUCCUGAGCCAGGAGCACUUGCUGAAGCCGAGGCUGGAGAUCUUGGAAGUGCAUUUUUCUCUCCAAGAAAUGCAGGCCUUCUUCCGGAUCUUUGGUUCCUGCAGUACCACUGUGGAGGCACUAGCUGAGCAGAUCACUGUGUUUACAGGGCAACAGCCAGGACAGAGCUGGAGCAGCCCUUUUCCUUCUCAGAAAACACUCGUUCCACUUCCUUUGGAAAGACCUUCUCAUCACGACAUGGUUUUUCAGUGUGGUACUGAGUACUCUGCUGGGGACCAGUUUGUGGCCAGGUAUGUUUCCAUAAAGCCUGAUAAUAGGAAGCUGAUUAAUGGUACUAAUGUGCUAGGCCUGCUGUUUGACACUUUACUCAAAGAUGGAUUUCGCCUCAUAAGUGCCAGGACAGUCGCCAGUGAAGAAAAGAUUGAAUGCUACAGUUUUGAAAGGAUGAAGAGGCCAGCAGGCCUUACUGUCACGGUGAACCAAACCCCAGAGAACUCUGGGGUAGCACAGGCAAGGGGAGGCCAAAAGCAGAAAGCGAAAUAAAGGCUUUUCCUUUCAUCUUUUGAAGGUGGAAGAGGGGUGUGUCAGCACUAGUGGCCUUUUUUUUGUUGGCUUGUUUGAAACUGCAACUAUUGAGGGAAGUAACAAACAAGCAAUUUUUUUUUUUUUUCAAGUACUUGGAAAAAAAAUUGCUUUCCUGCCUUUUACUGCUCCACCCUCCUAAACUCUAAAUAAAAGAACCACAGAUUCAAUGCUGGGUUUGUGGACCAGAUUGCAGCAUUUUCAAGGGUUGUUUUUGUUUUUCUCUGUGGCUAAGAUUUACAUGGGGACUCACAAAGCAUCAGGCAUUUCUUCUGGAAAAUCGUUUUUAUGUUCUGUGCUAAUUCUGUGUAAGUAGAUUUUAAAAACAUUGUAAUACAUGAAGAAAUAACAGCUUGACACAACUGUCAUCCCAGCAGUUUGGAGAAGUGGCUGGAGGAGGAAUUCAAACCUCAACGAUUGAUGAUUGCUUCUCCUUCUCACUGAAUCUCUUGCAGUUAGCUGAGAGCAGCUAAUUGCUCUAACGGGAAGAUCCGGAGUAGUGCUGCUAUGUGGCUUUGUGAAUCCAUCACCAGGCUCUGUGAAAUAACACGUUACUGUCUCUUGUAGAAUACUCCUCUGUCCUCCUCCCACUCUGAAGGCAUUAAGCUGUUCUUCAGUGCUGAGAAUUAAAUGAUAAAGGUCUUUGUGAGCAAAGGGUCAGCUAAUUUCUAGAGAUUUAACCAUAAAAAGGAUGAAAAUGCGACAAACAGUCCUUCAGAUGGAAGAGUUAGUACAGUUUUAAUCAAAAUAGUACAAAGGA